AUGCUUGAUCUGGUCAAUUGCAAAGUGUUAUCCAUUGUCGAAUCCGAAGAUGUCGAUGCUUAUCUACUCUCUGAGUCGAGCAUGUUUGUCUUCCCCCACAAACUUAUCCUAAAGACAUGCGGUACAACCACCUUGCUUUGCGGUCUGCCACGGAUUCUCGAGAUCGCGGUCCUCUUUGGGGGCUUUCCACGUGUGACUGCUCCACCAUCCAACGGCAUCGCCGUUGCGGCCGCUCCAUACCGCGUUUUCUACAGUCGCAAGAACUACCUAUUCCCUGACCGCCAACGUGGACCCCAUCGCAGUUGGCGCGAUGAAGUGUACACUCUUGAUAAACUCUUUAUCGGGGGAAGCGCGUACAUGAUCGGCAAGAUGAACGGCGAGCAUUGGUAUCUGUACCUAACUGAGCCUUACACCAUGCUGACCCCACCAGCAAGCCCACAGAGCAUGGGCAGUCCAGGAACUGAGACCAAAGUAUUUGAUUUACCGUCGCCGCUGGUGGUCGACCGUGGCUCGAAGGUGUGCGAAGGUGAAGAUGAAACUCUCGAGAUCCUCAUGACUGAUUUGGACGAGGAGAAUGCUCGUCAAUUCUACCUCGACCAUGCGAGUGCGGUCGCAGAAGAUCAGUGGAGAGGAUCUCAAAGAGGGCGAGACGAUUACAUCGAUGUGUUCAGCAAUGCCUCAUCUGACGACAGCGAUGUUUCCAUCAAAGAAGAGGCCUUUCCUUCUGAACUCACCACCGAAGGGCAUGCCCUUGGGACUGUGGUGUCCGAGUCGUGCGGCCUGUCUGAUGUCUAUCCGGCAGACAAGUAUCCGGAUGCUCGAGUCGAUGCGUAUCUUUUUACUCCAUGCGGAUUUUCGGCCAAUGGCGUCAUACCGGCUCCCAACGGACAGAAAGGAACUCAUUACUUCACUGUUCAUGUGACUCCAGAACCAAUCUGCUCUUAUGCAUCAUUCGAGACGAAUGUGCCUUGCGGCCAGAAGGGUCGUGAGACAGCUGACAUCAUUCAGCAUGUCGUGGACAUCUUCAAGCCUGGCCGAUUUACUGUCACUCUUUUCGAAGCUACCUCUGCUCUCGAGGAAAAGGCCUAUGCUGACCAUGACGAGCUGGCUCAAAUCAGGAUCUUGGAGCGACAGGCUGCUCGUCGCAUUACCAAAAUGGAUGCCAUCAGAGGCUACCGUCGCGUCGAUCGUAUCGUUCACGACCUCGACGGUUACGACUUGGUCUUCCGAUACUAUGAGCGCUAUGACUGGAAAGGUGGCGCUCCGCGAAUUGGGGAGUAA
Cladophialophora psammophila CBS 110553 is the source of this 1281-nucleotide messenger RNA. RefSeq names its product adenosylmethionine decarboxylase. Gene Ontology annotation, biological process: spermidine biosynthetic process; spermine biosynthetic process. Gene Ontology annotation, molecular function: adenosylmethionine decarboxylase activity. Gene Ontology annotation, cellular component: cytosol. Bases 1 to 1281 code for a protein of 426 amino acids. The transcript has a single exon. NCBI's taxonomy places the organism in Eukaryota, Fungi, Ascomycota, Eurotiomycetes, Chaetothyriales, Herpotrichiellaceae. The record is from RefSeq and is a predicted model, not a curated record.